Colletotrichum truncatum is the source of this 885-nucleotide messenger RNA. RefSeq names its product mitochondrial carrier protein. Gene Ontology annotation, biological process: mitochondrial L-ornithine transmembrane transport. Lineage: Eukaryota; Fungi; Ascomycota; Sordariomycetes; Glomerellales; Glomerellaceae. Gene Ontology annotation, cellular component: mitochondrion. Gene Ontology annotation, molecular function: L-ornithine transmembrane transporter activity. The record is from RefSeq and is a predicted model, not a curated record.
AUGGGAAGUGCAACAACUGAAUCGGUAAAAGACAUCACUGCCGGAGCUGCAGGUGGUGUUGCCCAAGUCCUCAUAGGCCAGCCAUUUGAUCUUGUAAAAGUACGCCUUCAGACGCAAAGAGGAGGCAAUGCCCUGAAUUUAGUUCGUACCAUAUGGGCCAAGGAAAGACCACUGUCAUUCUACAAGGGAACCCUGGCCCCUCUGUUAGGCGUAGGAGCGUGUGUCAGCAUUCAAUUCGGCGCUUUCCAAUUCUUUCGUCGCCAGCUAGAAUACUUCCAUGAUUCUCCUCUGUCAUUGCUCGAUUUCUACAUUGCAGGCGCAGCAGCUGGCGUAGCCAACAGCGUCGUAUCUGGCCCUAUCGAACACGUCCGAAUAAGGCUGCAAACGCAGCCUAGCGGCCCAAACCGACUCUACUCCGGGCCCUGGGACUGUGUGCGCACUAUCAACCGGCAGUCCGGCAUUAAGGGCCUAUAUCGGGGUCAAGUUGUUACCCUCCUAAGAGAGUUUCACGGUUACGGCAUCUGGUUUGCCGCUUACGAGGGACUUGUGCGGCUAGUGAUGGAGCGGGAAGGUAUCAAGGAAAGAAAUGACGUGAGCAGCUGGAAGAUUGCAGUUUGCGGAGGCUUGGCUGGAGAAGCUUUAUGGUUAGGCAGCCACCCCCUGGAUGUGAUUAAGAGCAAGAUGCAGAGCGAUGGGUUUGGGAAGGACCAGAGGUACAGGACUAUGAGGGAUGCAUUUCGACAGACUUGGAGAGAAGGUCGCUUCAGGUCACUGUUCAGAGGUUUGUCGCCCGCGUUGUUGAGAGCGAUGCCAGUUUCUGCUGGGACAUUUGCGACGUAUGUUUCCAUAUUCUUCCCAUGCUUCCUUCAGAAUGGCAGUAACUGA